AUGGUUGUCGAGGCAUUCAUUACGGACGAUAUUAAGGGAUCUGCUAUCAUCGCCGAGGUUGAUAUUCUCGGGCCCAUCCUCGAUCGCGACACUUACCGUAGCCUGCUGUCUUGCUUCAUCUCCAAGUUCGAACAAGUCACUAUCCUGGAUUCCAACCUCCUCCAAGGAUUGAUCCAGUUAAUCGAGUGCGUUUCUCAUGGCUCCCUCUAA
Linnemannia hyalina is the source of this 210-nucleotide messenger RNA. Lineage: Eukaryota; Fungi; Mortierellomycota; Mortierellomycetes; Mortierellales; Mortierellaceae. The record is from the annotation of a GenBank genome assembly.